UUGAAAUUAGGUUAGUGUUAUUGCUCCAUUGGAGGCGAAUUUUUCGGACGUGCUGUUAAGUGCUAUGUUCAUAGAUAUUGCGAUUAUUUGCAUAGGUUUAAAGGCCCGGGGACAUUGUCCGUAAUCGUUAGUGUGAUUUUUGUGAACGCGUACGCCAUCUAGCGGCGACAGGUGGAAGCUAGAGGCUGGUAUAAUUUAUUUGUCAAAAAGUGUUUUGGGUCGAGGAGGCCUUAAUUUUACCCAAUGAUCAGUGGCGGAUUUAACAGUUCGCGGACUGAGCGGCCGCGGGGGCCCGUCAAUGUAGGGGUCCCGUGUAUGGUAAUUCCAGCAUAUAGAACAAUGUGUAGAGUAGUCUCAGCAAGAGCUUCUGUGCCAUGGAUGAAGGGACUCGUAAACUAUAGGGGCCCAGUAGAGGGAUCCUGUGCACCCCUCACCGUCAGCAAACCAUUAAAGUGUGUUUGAUUCAAAUCCUAAUGCAACAACAUGCCUCUCUCCCCCCCUCCCCCCGCUCAACACCAACCGGGGGGCCACCACUCCUUUUAACGCUUAGGGCCCCCAACAACCUAAAUCCGCCACUGCCAAUGAUGGAUAGAUAUUGGAAGAUGCGAAGAAAUGUUACCCAGCGCUUUGUAUGAAUGACUAUUAGUCGAACAACAACACUCAACGGCCUAAUUUGUAGCAAAUGGACGCUGAUCAACAUUUCAAACGGUAUACAGAUAGCCUGGUCGAAAAUUGAUGGGACACCAAGUAUGAAUUAUUUUCAUUCAUGAAUUAUUUUGAUUCAUGAAUUAUUCCGACCUCUAGCUUGCGCUGGUUCUCGCCAGAUGCGCUAGUGAAAAUAAAAAUUACUCUAGCGAGUACGGACAAUGCCUCCCGGCCUUGAUAGUUUAACGAUAAUUGAACAUAAUUUUGAGAUUGCAGCUACACAGCUUACAUAAUUUUAACAAACCGUCUGAUCGCAUCAAAUUGAGCACUACCACCACCUUUAAUGAUAUUGUCUCACCCCAGAUGAUGUGGAGUUGAGGUAAACAAGAAAAUGAAGAAUUGUACUAAAAUUAUUGACAUCCGCUCAAUCAAUUCGUUGUUAAUCCGUUUAUUUAAAGAGCUUUUUAUAAUUUUCAAUAGAAAUUGUCCUCUCCAAUUACGAGGUCGGUGUAUGGAUAACGACCCAAACAAGAUGAGAAAAAGUAGUAGUUAACGAUGUAACAUACUUGAACCAUUGAAUGUAUUGCUAAAUUGUCACAAAAUAAAACCUUCCAUUUGCGAUAGGCAAAUUAUAUGUGAUUAAGCAUUCCACCUGGUGGCUGAUAUCUUAAACGAAUUAUUAAUGUAUAGUGACAAUAGCCAGCCACCCAUUGUGCCGCGAACGUUUCCAAACUGUUCACUUUAUGUUGGAUUCAAAACUGUACAGACCAGUGAACACAAUUCCAUAAUAGAUCUCACAGUGUUUAGUGUUAAACAUUUACGAGCAGAUAUCUCAAGUGUGGUGAGCCGGCGUUUCGUUGCGAAUUUCGCUUUUGCAAUUAUGUAUUCAGUGACAAGUUUUAUUUGCAGCGCUUCUUUGCUGCUGAUAGUACCGUUGCUCUGUGCAGCAUUCAAGUUUUUGUGCGCUGACAUGACGUGUACCAUAAGGAACUGGUCUCCCAGCGAGGAAGGCACAUUUUUGCUUUUCCACAUCCCGAACGAAACUUAUUUGUUGACGCUUAUCAAUCUUAAAGCCAACACAUUCAACCUUGACACUGUGAACAGGGCGAGAAGCUAUGUAACCGAGGUCGAGAUAGAACGAUCUUCCGUCAAAAAGGUGGUAAUGCCGUCCGCCGCUACCAUAUCACGUCUGAAGCUCAAACAAACGUAUCUCAGCGAUAUUACGCUCGAAGUAGGCAAUGAAUGGUUAAGCUUUCUUACCAUUACCGACAGCCGGAUGAAAAGCGUUCCGGCCACGAUCGCGCAUCUGGUAGUUUUGGAGAUGCUCGAAAUAUCGAAAUCAUUCAUUGAAACGGUCAACUUGAAUUUGUUCAGCAAACUAACGCAACUGCGUCAUCUGAACCUGUGCGAUAACAAAAUACUGUUUCUUCAUCUGUCCGAUGCAGCUGGGGGCAAUUUCGCGCAGCUGAGUGACUUGUUUCUCAGUGACAAUCUGCUGACUACGAUCGACUUAAGCGGGUUCAGCAAUAUGAAGGUGUUGGAGACGCUAGAUCUCCAUAGCAACAGGAUCAGGCGAGUGCAAGGGGCGCUGGUGUCAAAUAACUUGAAAUUUCUCGAUUUAUCUGAGAAUCGUAUUGAGACGCUAGACUGUUGCGCAUGGAACAUUGCCAGUUUGAACCGGUUCAAGCUGAGUAGUAAUGAAUUGGUGACGUUGCCAAGCUGCCUACCGUUGACCAUGCCCAACGUAAAUUACCUCAUAUUCCAAAGGAACGCGCUGACCGAUGGUGAUUCGUGGUACAGCCUUUUUACGCUGGAAGGAUUGCUACAGCUAGACAUUAGCUACAACCGGCUAACGAAGGCGGUAUUCGACAUCGUUUCGCAAUCAUUGUUGGUUCUCGACCUGCAAAACAAUAACAUUAAAGUCCUGAGUGUUCCAGCGGCGGGCAAAGGUCUGAAGGUUCUGGCAUCCUUUAAUUCGAUCGAUACGUUCGAUAUCAAAAGCCUGUCUCCGAACGUUACGUUCUUGGAAAUGUUAGGCAACCCGAUCGACUGCACGUUCGAUCGAGCACGUAUGAGGAUUGGACAAGAACCUGUGUGCUACAUCUGUAAUACAUCUCAAAUACUAAAUUAAAUUGAUUAGAGUAAAUCAAUUGAGGGCAAUUUUGCGCAAUUUCAAGAUAUUUAGAGACGUUUUCAAUUUCAGUCGUCAUCUGAUCGAUUGAAGAGCAUGAGAUUGGCCAAUUAAUGGUACACAUUAUUUCUGCUUAAUAAAAUAAAGCGUAUAACAUGUAUGAACUAAGAUUUAGAGCGUGACCGCCCCAGUUACCAAGUGAGGCAUGAUCCUCCUUCCGAUUGUGCUGUGUGGCAUCUCGGGCUCGCUAUGUGAUUAGCUAGUAAGAGUCGUACUAUUACUACAGGUUGGCACACUUUUCGCAUUUCGCCAUAAAACUCCUCCAUAAAAGAUACACUAGAACACACUACACUACAUGUAGGUAAUAGAUUUUUAAAUAGGUGUGAGGUUUUUACUCGCUUCGACGUUUGGCCCGCCAAAAUGUGAUGUUUUUUCCGCAUGUUCCGUAUCUAGUCAGUAUUGAAUCAAAUUUGGUAGGCAAAAUUCUACUCAUAAGGUUAUUAAAAUGGUUCGUUUGAUUUAUUUUCACGUUGAACUUAAAAAUGUUGAUAGAUAAGAAAAAAGUACUUUUCGUAGAUGAUCUGAACAUGUUUAACUCGUAAUUUAGUGGCAUGUCGGUUCCUACAACCUUCUCUGGAUUAUGUCUGUCAGUAGUGCUAUGAUAACCUAUAUAUCUUUCUCUCGUUCACCCAACGCCAUCGUUUUCAACUAAGAAUUGGAUUCAAUUGUACUAAAUAGAGCCAAUGUUGGUCGUGACCUUGGCGUCCUUGUACAUCUUUUCAAUCAUUACAUCUAAAAUUAUUGUAGAUAUAGCAAUCGCUUAUGGCCUAGCCGAUCUAAGUAGUUAGGAAUAGUGUAAUAGUCAGUUGUAAUGAAACCACUAGCCAGAACGGACCUCUUUAGGUUAUGGACCCAGACAUGCAGAAAGAAGUGGAUGUUCAGGGAAUUCCACUGUUUUCCACAGCAGGAAAACGGAACACUUGGAAGUUUCGGGUCGAAGUGUAUUUGAAAACCUCGAUAGUGUGGGGCGCAGUUGUAAAGCGUUUUCCAGCAGCGGCUAGUGAAGUGGCCAUGUUUAAAAAAAAAUAACGACAAGAAAAUUUCUGUUGGUGAGCUUAAUUUCUGAUGAUUAUUUGGGAUGUAUUCGAGAAAAAUCCUCUACAAAGGAUAAGCUCUGAAAAAGACAUUCGAUAAGAUGUCGUCGGGAUGGUAGAUGGUGUUAAGGAAUCAGAUUGCUCGUCUUAAGUUAAAGGAAGGGACAUCGUUGCGCGCCUACCUUUAACAAUUUGAGGAUCUUGGGUGUUUUGCCAAUUGUUGCACACUUAAGGGAACAGCCAACGUAUUUCAUAUGUUUGAGAUGGAUAAAAUCACAAUAUUCUUGUGAUUUGUGUCUAGCAUACAUCAUUAUUGUUUCAAAAAUAUUUGCUACUGAAUAGUGAGAAUUAACUAUAUUUCUUUAAUUUCAAUCAUAAUAUACAGUUUAACUGGUUCACAGGGUGAAAUAAACCUUAAUUAGUGCGGCACAAUUCUUAGCGAUUAUGCCAGCGGUUAAGAAAUCCAUUCGUUUUUAUUAAAAUCAGACGAAAUAUUUUCAUUUAUGUUUGAAAAAUCGAAAAAGUGCUCUUAAAAAAUAUCUUAAUAUGCGGCAGAAAUGCUCAAUAUAAAAGGAAAAAUACCGGUUUUUAUUAAUGUUUUAUAAGUAUCUGGAUAAACAACAAUUUAUACGCAGUGUGCAAUAAUAGGGUGGUGUGCAGCAAUUGGCAAAUUACCCUAAUUCGUCAGCUGUAUGGGUAGUUGGAUCAAAACUUGAAUACAUUUACGUCUGCUCGGCAAUAUGUUUAACCCUUCUGGAGUCCUACGAUUCCCUGAAGACGGCAUUGGGAAACCUUCCCGAAUCUUUACUAACUUAUGAGUUAAUGAAGACCCGGUGGCUAGGCGACGAAUGCAAGCGCUUUGAUUGAAUGAAAAUUCAGAGGAGAAGCAUACGAAUUAUGCUACGACAUAUGAUGAGAAAUGGUGAUCAGCUUCAAUUCCUGCUGGAUGCAGGAGCCAGUGUAUGGUUAAUUUAAAGCAGUUUUUUCAUCCGUGAAAAUUUGAUUCAACAAGGAAACAGGUAGUUGACCAUUCGUCAAAUGAAGCAGAUCCAUCGCAAAAGGGUUUAGAUGGUACAUCUACUGGAGGUCAUGUGAGUGUCAAGUGACAUUCAAACAGUUUCGUAUGAUGCAGCUUGUUUUGACGCUAAUACCAUCUCGCUAGUCCUCCUCAUGGUUAUCCGCUGCUACAAUGAAAUGUAGCACUAAAUUGUGAGUAAGAGUGUUUGUUCUUUUUUAAAUGGAGACAAAAAACACAAACAAGUUCAGCAAAAUGACGGUUGGCAAUAAGACAAUUGCCACCAUCCCAAAGCUAAUUUUUGAUGGUCCAGUCUAUUUGUGGUGGGCUGCAGUACCAGGGGGACCACCGAUUUGGUUGAGUUUGGUGACUGAGGGGAGUGUUUGUUGCGUUAGCGUGGUGAAAUCGGCAUUUGCCCUUUGGAUAAGGACAUCAGCCUAAAUGUAAGGGAGGUGACACAUUAACGCCCACUGGCAGUCCAAAACUCAUGAAAUCAUACAAAAAUCGAAAAAAGCCGGGGCGGGAUGUGGAAGCCUCCACUCCACUUCCAGACAACUCUUUUCGGAUCAGAUAGCGGAGCAGAGAGUUUUGCUGCGCUUAUCGAUAAAUCAUUCCUCGGGGUUUUCUUCGGUAAGUGAGA
Anopheles gambiae (African malaria mosquito) is the source of this 5525-nucleotide messenger RNA. RefSeq names its product leucine-rich repeat and death domain-containing protein 1. The transcript has 2 exons. Bases 1328 to 2776 code for a protein of 482 amino acids. Gene Ontology annotation, molecular function: protein binding. Lineage: Eukaryota; Metazoa; Arthropoda; Insecta; Diptera; Culicidae. The record is from RefSeq and is a predicted model, not a curated record.